Molecule: messenger RNA, 1441 nt
Organism: Spodoptera frugiperda (fall armyworm)
Lineage: Eukaryota; Metazoa; Arthropoda; Insecta; Lepidoptera; Noctuidae
Product: deoxynucleoside kinase
Exons: 5
Coding region: 117-938 (273 amino acids)
Cellular component (GO): mitochondrion; cytoplasm
Molecular function (GO): deoxynucleoside kinase activity
Source: RefSeq, a predicted model, not a curated record
UUAUAUUAAAAAAUAUAUUAUCGAUCGUCGGUUUUUCCAAUGUCACGACGCCAUGAGGAAAUUCUAAAAAUCGCAUUGAAGAAAUACAUAAUUUUAAGAAUAAAUGACGUACGGCAAUGUUCAAAUUCAGCCCCAGACUUUUCUUUGGAAUUAAAGCCGUCUGCACUGUAAGGCCGUUUCACAACAAUUGCGCAAUGGCGAUGAAUUCUAAGCCGUUCACAGUGUUCGUCGAGGGCAAUAUUGGCAGCGGUAAAACAACAUUUCUGGAGCACUUUCGUCAGUUUGAAGACAUUACCUUAUUGACUGAGCCUGUAGAGGAAUGGAGAAACCUGAAAGGAUGGAACUUAUUGGAUCUAAUGUACAAGGAUACUGCUAAAUGGGCAAUGACAUUUCAAUCAUAUGUGUCUUUAACAAUGCUGGAAAUGCACCAGAGACCUACUCCCACCCCUGUGAAGCUGAUGGAAAGGUCCUUGUACAGUGCACGUUACUGUUUUGUGGAGCACAUGAUGAGGAGUGGUACCAUACACCCAGCAGAGUUUGCAGUGUUGGACGAGUGGUUCAAGUUUAUCAUGAAUCACAUACACAUUGAUGCUGAUCUCAUUGUUUACCUGAAAACAACUCCAUCGGUGGUGUAUGAGAGAAUAAAGAAGAGAGCUAGAUCAGAGGAGCAGUGUGUCCCUCUGUCUUAUAUUGAAGAACUGCAUAAACUACAUGAAGACUGGCUUAUUAAUAGACAACAUGCAGAAUGUCCUGCCCCUGUUUUAGUGAUAGAUGCUGACUUGGAUCUGUCUCAAAUAACAGAAGAGUACAAGAAGAGUGAGCACCAAAUAUUGAGGAAAGCAGUUGAUGUGGUGAUGAGAUCGCCUAACAAGCUUAGCCCAAAGAAACCUAUUACUACUUCUCCUAUACAGAUAGUGCCUCAAAGAAGAAUAUUAUAAUAUUAAUGUUACUUUUUAUUUUUAAAACCAUUUUCUUAGUUUACAUUUGACUUGUGUUCUUGAUGACUACUUGUAAUGUUAGUUUUUAAGAUUUAUUAAUGAAAAGAUCACAAAUAAUAGUGUAUUACUAAUAAUUUAUGAUAGAUAUGAUAUGUUAUGACUCUAUGUUAGAGUCAUAAAUGAGCCUUAAUAUAUAUAUUCCAUUGUGCUUUAGAAAGUUAAUACUUAUAAAGGUUAACCUAAAAAACUAACCAGUGUUUUCUAAUAUAAGAUAUUUGAGAGAAAACAAUUUACCUACAAUUUGUUUACUGUAUGUUAACAUUUCAAACAUUAAAAUUCAUUUCUAUGUCUGAAGAUAAAUCUGAUAUUUAUAAUGUUUAGUUUUAGUUGUGUGUAUUGAAUUGUGAACAUUGCAUUUACUUUUGGAGUUUAAUUGUUUGUAUGAUGGCAAUGAAUUGAAAUCAGCACUGUACAAAGUUGUGUCAAUAUAAAAAUAUUAUUGA